CUGCACAGAGUGCGGGUAGUGCGCUGCCCAGCCGCCGUCGGCCAUGUUUCAGUGCAUCAUCCAGCAGCGGAACGGCUGGGCGCGCGCCAGCCCUGACCUCCGUGACGUCUUCCCAGAUAUUAGAGCCCAGCUGUCAGAACAGCUGCGCUGUCUGGACUGCCGGUUGGAGUCUCAGGUGUCCCUGGUUGAAGAGCUAAAGGAUUACUUCAGGCGUCGUGCUGAAGUGGAACUAGAUUACAGCAAGAACCUAGAGAAACUUGCUCGUACCCUGCAGAUGAGACAUAAGGAACAGCGCCAAAAACGAGAACAAUGGCCACUCUUCUCUAGCUACUCUUGUUGGCAGCAGCUUAUCACACAGACUAAGAAUCUGAGCAAAGACCAUGCAGUUCUGUCUGACAUAUACUCCACUCAUGUUGUGGGCCGUUUCACGCAGGUUGCAGAGGACGUACAACGCAUUUAUCGGAGGUGCCGGGAGAUUGGCUAUGAAACGCAUGAAGAGAUCUUGCGUGUACUUCACGAACUUCACACAACAAUGAAAACUUACCACAGCUAUCAGGCAGAGUGCCGUCAAGCUGAAACAAAACUCAGAGUUGCAGAAGCACAGCGAUUGAAGCUUGAACAAAGUCUGCCGAAGGACAAGCUUGACCGUUCCAAGAAGUACCGCCUGAUUGAAAAAGAAGUACAAAAGCGCAAGAACAAGUACAAUGACGCCAAGCUGAAGGCACUUAAGGCCCGUAAUGAGUACGUGCUAUGCCUUGAAGCCUCUAACACUACUAUUCACAAGUAUUUUGUUGAUGAUCUCUCUGACCUAAUAGACUGCAUGGACUUUGGUUUCCACAACUGCAUUUCUCGAGCACUCUUAAUGCACGUGAGUGCAGAGGAAACAUGUGCACGUUCUCUGCAAGUGGGUCUGGACCAGAUGACAAGCUCUGUUGGUGCUCUCGACUCGCGACUUGAUAAGCAGAGGUUUCUUGAGGCUCAUCACUCAGCCUUCCUCAUCCCAAAGAAGUUUGAGUUCCAGGGUCAGCGAGAUGAGGGUGCUGACAGUGAGCUACAGAAGUCCCUCCGUGAUGAACUUGAUGCACGACUGCGACAGUUGCAGAAUCGUGUCACAUCCUUAAGGACUGAAUCUGAAGAAGUGUGGAAGACAUUAGAAACUGCAGAAUCUACUCUGCUGGAGAUGCUGGAUGCUCGUGACUAUGAUUGUACCUCAUACUUCAACGAAUCCACUACCAGUGCUGCAGUCACAACACGACAGCCUGAAGCGCUGUCCCUUAAAUUACGAGCAGAUCGCCACGAGACUGAAGAGUUUUACAUGACGAAAUUCAGAGAGUACCUGAUGAGCACAUCUCGUAUUGCCCGAUUGGACGCAAAGCAGGAGUACCUGAGAGGACUUUUGGAGAAGGAACGUUCAGGAGACGGCUCUCCGACAUCCUUACGAUCAGGCACAGGGGCUGGUCCCCCUGGUUCAGGGAAUGGAAAGCCGCCACGUCGAAAACGGAUAGGUCGGCCUCAGUUGGGUGGUCAUGGGCAACCAAAGUUAUUUGGAGGGAGCCUGGAAGAGUUUUUGGAAGCCACGGGUCAUGACAUUCCUUUGGUGUUGAAGAGUUGCAUAAGGGUUAUCAACUUGUAUGGUCUUCAUCAUCAGGGAAUAUUUAGAGUGUCUGGUUCCCAAGUGGAGAUAAACAAUUUCAGGGAUGCAUUUGAACGUGGAGAAGACCCACUGGCUGAUGUUACUGAUGCCUCGGAUAUAAAUUCAGUGGCAGGAGUGCUCAAACUAUACUUGAGAGAGCUUCGUGAACCUCUCUUUCCAAUAAUAUAUUUUGAGCAUUUCAUGGAAUUGGCACAGCUGGAGUCUAAACAUGAGUUUGUUGUGAAAAUGCGAGAACUAGUCCAGAGCCUUCCGAGAUCUGUGGUUAUUGUAAUGAGAUAUUUAUUUGCAUUUCUGAACCAUCUUUCAGAGUUCAGUGAUGAGAACAUGAUGGAUCCAUACAAUUUGGCAAUUUGCUUUGGUCCCACAUUGGUACCUGUGCCAGAAGAAAAGGAACAGUAUCAAGUACAGUACCAGAAUCAAGUUAACGAACUCAUCAAAAACAUAAUACUUUACCAUGAGGAUAUAUUUCCACUUGAUGGAGGGCCUGUAUAUGAGAAAUUUAUUAGUAAAGAACCAGACGAAAAUGAUGUUGGUGACUCUCCAUCUGACCAUAUCCCGGAGGACAUGGAUUCUGAAGUGUAUCCUUCAGAGGACGAAUCAGAAUGCAUGGAGGCGACUGCACAAUUUGACUUCAUGGCACGCUCAGAUCGUGAACUGAGCUUCAAAAAAGGAGACCACUUGGUGCUGUUUUCACAAGUUUCCAAUGACUGGUGGCGUGGCAGCAUAGAUGGUCGUGAAGGACUUGUGCCUGACAAAUAUAUUCUUCUCAAAAUCAGGGAUGAGGACAGAGAGAAACUGGAAGGCACCGGGCUGCGUUCCAGCUCAUCAGAGGAAUCCGUACGGCGGCGAGCGUCUGCCUCUGGGUCUGAGGGCUCUGUGCCGUCAGGCUCAGGGUCGUCACCGUCGCCACUGGCUGCUGUCGCACCGUCAGCGUGGCCACUUCCCCUUGCGGAUACUGCUCAUCAAGAGAUAGUCAACCAGGUGACUCCAGCAGCAGAAGCAGCUCAGGCCCCUGAGGAAGAAAGUACAGAAACGAUGGUCCCUGCUGAUGUGCGAUGCCAGUCACCUCUUCCCAAUGUGAUACAGACUCCAGAAAUGGAGGAAGCUGGUGCCAGUGACAGUGGAGCAACACAGGAGGCCCCAUUAGCAGCAAGCAGCCCAUCAGUUCCUGUUGCUCCCAGCCUCAGCCCACCAGCCGUUGUUAAUUUUUCGCAGAGCCGCGAGAUUUGGCGCCGCAGGGCUGAAGCGGCUUCUGCCUGUUCGCUUACGCCUAAGCCUACCCAAGCUCCCUCACCUGUCCCAUCACCGUCACCCGUACCGACACUUCGACAGAAACAGACCCCUGAUCUUGUGAUGGACUUGCCUGACAAGUCACCGUCGCCACCCGACGAAAGCAAUCGAAGUACUGGACCGGAAAGUCCAGAUAUGACCACUGCUGCUGAGCGUUUUGCCAAACAGAACCAGUGUACACUUAAAAAGAACACAAAGGUCAGUAGUGUGGCAUCUGCAUGUCCUGCAGCUGGUACCCAGCAACAAACAGAUGCACAGACACAGACACAACGUGCACGUCAGGCUGUCUCUCCUGCAACCAAACCUGCUCCACCACCAUCAAAGCCUCAGGUAAAAGUCAAGCCACAAGUCUUGAGAAAGCCAGUUCUGCCAGCAGCACCAGUUCAACCCUCACCAGAACCCAUUCGUAAGGAUAGGCCUACCUCUCAGGAACAACAUGCAGCAGACUGAAGAGGCUGCAGUUACAGUCAGUUGAAUUGGUGCUAAAUUGUUUGCACUAAUACAGGAAUUAUAUUAUAUUAUAGUCAUCCUCAAGAUACAGUAAAGAUGUACCUUCAGAUUUCUUUUCAAAAAAUAAAACUCUUGCUUUGUGAACUUUUAUCCACAGCUGCAGUUAUGGCCAUGUACAGACAAUACUCAACAUAUAUGUACUUUGCAGUGUGUCAUGGUGGCCUUGCCAAUUGGUGGUGCCUGGUACUCCCUCCUUGCUAAAGUAAUAUAGUAGUGACAUUUAUGAUAGUGUGUGUAUAUUAGUUAGUCUGAAUAAAAAUAAAAGGAUUGCAGAGGUUAUUUAACAUUUUGUGGCAGUAAAGAUGUUUGUUACAUCAAGAUAUUUUUUAUCCUUAAUGUGUGUAAUGUUAGUGAUGUGGCUGUGCUAGUAUUGUGCUGAAUUUUUUAUGUAUGGCUCUUCAUAAAGCAAUCCCUUUCAUAAGCUUUUAUAACUUCCUUAUUGCUGUCUAACUAUGAGUUUAUUUGUAUUCUCUACCAUUAGUACUUUUCAUCAUUUGCAUCCCUGUCAUAUGUACAAAGG
This is a messenger RNA of Schistocerca nitens (vagrant locust), 3974 nucleotides long. Its product is annotated as SLIT-ROBO Rho GTPase-activating protein 1-like. The record is from RefSeq and is a predicted model, not a curated record. The coding region runs from base 44 to 3394 and encodes 1116 amino acids. The transcript is spliced from 15 exons. NCBI's taxonomy places the organism in Eukaryota, Metazoa, Arthropoda, Insecta, Orthoptera, Acrididae. Gene Ontology annotation, molecular function: protein binding. Gene Ontology annotation, cellular component: cytoplasm. Gene Ontology annotation, biological process: negative regulation of cell migration; signal transduction.